Molecule: messenger RNA, 240 nt
Organism: Nezara viridula (southern green stink bug)
Lineage: Eukaryota; Metazoa; Arthropoda; Insecta; Hemiptera; Pentatomidae
Source: the annotation of a GenBank genome assembly
AUGCAAACAUACAUAAACAUAAAAACUGUCACAGGUAAACAUUUAACAGAGGCAAAUACAUUAAUUGGAAAUUCACAAAUACUUUUAUUGGAAUCUACUGGACGACUGCAAGACUAGAACAAUAAAUUAACUACUCUCAAACUACUAGAAAUCGCUGGAAUAGAAAAGUCAACCAUGUAGGGUUUAUCCUUAAUAUGUCUCCAACUUCGAUUCACUACAUUCCUACUAUUAAAAAAAUAA